AUGGGAGAAGCUAAGAUAUUAGUUGAGGUUGAGUUGGAUAAACCUUUUCCGAAACAAAUUGCUCUAGAUGAUAAGCAAGAGAAUAUCUAUCUGGUGGAUGUCGAGUAUACUUGGAUCCCAAGUGCUUGUGAGAGAUGUGGAGCGCUUGGUCAUAAGGAGAAGAGGUGUCUUCUGCCUCAUAAACUACAUGAUUCCGCUCUUGCGAAAGCUAAUGUAACAAAUGAAGAGAUCCCUUUCGUGGCGAUAGAUAUGUUGCUACCAAACUCAUCCACAUUGGUGGGUGCUGUGGAGACUGACUCGCACUUGACUCAUGGCCAUCAAGCACACAAGAUCACUACAAAUUCUGCUGUCACUACACCUCCUGAGGUCCCUGCUCCUACUACAUUCACCCAUUCGCAUGAGGUACAAUCUACUUCUUGCUCAAAGAUUGAAAACAAUUUAUCUAUGUUAGCAGUUGAAGAAACUACUCAUCCUCAGUCACAUGUUAUGGAAGAAAUUCCAUCAAAAGAAAUCAUUUUGGAGACUCCUCAAGCCUCUGGAAAUGAGCAAUCAAUUAGUCAUUACUCUCUUACCGCCAACAACCUUCAGAAAUUUCAUAUGGAGCGGGAUUUUUCCCCGCUAACACAUGGGAGAGAUGAUGGUUUAGGUGAGGUUGGAGAGACUUCUGGUUAUAACAUAACUAGAGGAGGAAGACUGAUUAAACCGACUCAAAAAAUUCAAGAUAUGGAAUGGACAAAUGUUAGAGGAAAAGGUAAACGAGGUCGUCGCGGCCGAGGGAACCAUGUACACUAA
Brassica oleracea var. oleracea is the source of this 792-nucleotide messenger RNA. RefSeq lists its product as uncharacterized. The transcript has a single exon. Bases 1 to 792 code for a protein of 263 amino acids. The record is from RefSeq and is a predicted model, not a curated record. Lineage: Eukaryota; Viridiplantae; Streptophyta; Magnoliopsida; Brassicales; Brassicaceae.